UUAUUAGGUUAAUGUUUGUUUUGAACCCACAGUAGCAUACACAAUACUUUCAAAUUCCUUUUCGUAUUCUUACACAUUAUAAUUUUAUUUCUUUGCAGUGUGUUUAAGGCUGGUAUCUAUGUAACAAUGAUGUUUGAAGUGCUAAGAACUCUUCUAGUGGUUUUCGCAGUCUUUUCUCUUCUUUUGUUUGCGUUUGCUUUGGUCUUCCAUGCGCUGCUGUCAAGACAAGCAAACGCGUCAAGGGCCGGUAUCAAGCUUGAACAGGACGGUGAGGACCCCUUUGGCACGCUAGAUCUGUCGAUAUUGAAAGUGUUGGAUAUGAUGAUCGGCGAGCUGGAAUACAGCACAUUUUUUGUCGACAAGACGCUAUAUCUCCCUGAUCUGACGAGAUUUAUUUUUGCCGUAUUUUGUGCUUUGAUACCGAUAGUCUUCAUGAAUUUAUUGAUUGGUUUGGCUGUGGGUGAUAUUGAAUCGAUUCAGAAAAAUGCAGAAUUGAAGCUGUUAGCGAUAGAGAUCGAGGAUGUGUACUCCUUUGAACGACGCCUACCAAACUGUUUACUUCGCCGUAUACACAAGUCACGCGUCACAAAGUAUCCCAAUAGACGGGGCUGGCGGCAGAAAGGAGUUAUGAAUAUUCGCAGAUUAAUAGCAGGAAUGAAGGAUAACUUGGCCUUUGAGCAGACAGAUUGUGAAAGUUUUGAGCAAGCGGCUGCAUCUGUCUGCCACAGAAUGGAUGCCUUGGAGCAAAAGGUGGACAAACUAAGUGCUACCAUUGAAAACCAGACAGAGAUGUUGGAAAAAGUUUGCAAGUUUCUCGCAGCUAAAGAGACUAUUGACAUCCCACCGAGUCACCCCGCAACACUUGACGUCAAGCUGUGAGAAGAAACUGCAGAUAGCUAUGCGACUCAUUAAGUUCCGCUACACGAGCCAGUGUCCGAGGAAUAAAUUUGGAGUUCUCGAGAUGAUAGCUGAAGUACCGCACAACAAAUGCCCCUACCUUUGAAUCAAUAUGCCGUUGUCUCCACAGCUAAGACUUAGCAUCAAUCUGUGACCAGGUUCAACAAGGUUACCCACUAAGUGAAAAUGAAACAAGAUAAAUGUGCUACAAGCUCACAGUGGAAACUUAGGGAGUGUCUAACACUUUCUUUCCACAUUUUUUAUUCCUGAGAAACUUUAAUAAUAAAAUUUGGAAGCAAGUCGGAAA
This is a messenger RNA of Orbicella faveolata, 1204 nucleotides long. Its product is annotated as transient receptor potential cation channel subfamily A member 1-like. Gene Ontology annotation, biological process: monoatomic ion transmembrane transport. The record is from RefSeq and is a predicted model, not a curated record. NCBI's taxonomy places the organism in Eukaryota, Metazoa, Cnidaria, Anthozoa, Scleractinia, Merulinidae. Gene Ontology annotation, cellular component: membrane; transmembrane transporter complex. Gene Ontology annotation, molecular function: monoatomic ion channel activity; protein binding.